ACCAGACAGCAGGGUGGAGAGAGAGAGAGGGCGAGUGUAUGUGUGGCCAGAGAGAGAGAGAGAGGACAGAAAGGCAGCUAGAGAGCUUGAGAGAGACGAUAGAGUGGGAGCGCUAGAGUGCUAGAUAAUGGAGGUGCAGUCGGAGUGUGUGGAGCCUCCUGUGGCCCCUCAGUGUGACCCCCAGCCCACAGGGAAGAUCAACAAAGCUGCCUUCAAACUCUUCGGAAAGCGGCGCACCGGAUCUGGGAUGGCCAGCUUCUUCUCCUUCAGGAACAAAGGGUCUACAAACAGCGGGAACAACGGGAAUUCUGACAAUGGGAAUUCUUUAAAUGGAAACGGCUCAGCGGCAUCGGUGGAGUUAGUUAGGAGCAAAACCCACGAUGGACUAAUGAGCUCUAACAGCGAUGCUGAUGGACAGAGAGGGGAGGGGCUUGCUAUCCUGGAGGCGGGGCCGGUGAGGUCCCUCAGCAAAUCGCUGAGUUUCUUUUCUCUACUUCGAAGAGGGAGUUUUAGAUCGAGUGAAAACGGAGGGGCGGGGCUUGUCAGAAGAGGGAGGGGCCUAAAGGGCUUUUUCAGCAGCAUGCGAUGGAGACGCAAGGAAAAAACAAACGAGGGAGAGGGGGAGGAGGUGGAACGAAAGACAGAGAAGGACGGAGAUAUUGCCGACUCUGAAAAGGUAAAGGAUAUAACUCUCACCCUUGAACCGCCUCCGCAUCACCACCAAGUGGAUUGUGGGAAUGCAGAGGCAUCACCUAACCCAGAGACUCUCAGUACUAGUGUUACCAUGACACCCCCACACUGUGUUGCCAUGCCAGGGCCAUCUGGUGAGCCAGACUCCCCCUUUCCUUACACACCCACUGACUCGCCACUGCGCCCUCCCAUCCAAAAAGCCAAAGCCUCAAUUUCCAGCCUCACCCCCUCUCUCGCUACACCCCCUUUGGAUCGUUGCAGCACAGGUGACCCACCCUCAGAACCUUCGGUGGAUCGCCUCUGCUCUCUCCUAUUCACUGACGUCACAUCCCUCAAGAGCUUUGAUUCACUGACAGGCUGCGGUGACAUUAUUGCUGACGCAGACGAGGAGGGGCCAGUGGGUAACGGUGGCAGUGGCACCAGCAGUAGCAGCAGUGGGGGAGGAGGGGGGAGCGUGGGAGCAGGUGUUGGGAGAGCUGUUGGUAUCACCAGUGCCAUGUCUCGGGGCUCCCCAACCAAAACCCCUCUACCUUCGCAGCUGACUCAGCCCAUGUUUUCAGUGUCUGCGAGCUCCGUGCCUUCUUCCCUCCCAGCCCGGGCCCGGGCGCCGCCUCCACCACAGCCGCACCCAGCCGGUAGCGGUGUGGUGGCCUACAUGGGUGGAGGGGAAGAAAUGGCAAGUCCAGAAGGCGUGGACGACGCAGACAUGCAGGGGCUCUGGCACAUGCUGCCCUCCAAAGGGGACAGCUCCCCUGCUUUGCCCCGAUCACACCAACCUGCCUCGACCACCCCGACUUCAACUUAUCCCCCACGUGCCACCUCCAACCCUGCCAGCGGCCACCUGCCCUCAGCGCACAGGAGCGCAGACCGAAAGGUACCCCAGGUGAAGGUGUUGGGGCUCAGUAAGAUUCCCGUAGUUGGUGCAGCAGGAGGCCGGACAGCUAAACCCCCCCUCCCUCACGCACAUGGCCGUCAUCCCACAUCACCUGGUGAAAAAGAGCCACUUAGUGAUGAGGGUUACUGGGACACUCCCUCUGCAACGCCCACAGCAACACCUGAUGAGAGCGGGCUGCAGCGAAACCAGAAGAUGGCCCUAUCACGCGACAGUUGCUCUGGAGACCACCUGUACGACCUGUACAAUGAUCCUGAAGGAGAGGAUGAAGAGCAGGAGGGAGACGAAGAUCUAAAAAGUACUCCCUCUCCAUCCACCGAAUACAAACUCAGCCCCAGCUCCCAAACAACUCCUCCUUCCUCCUCCUCCUCUUCCUCCUUCCAGUCAAUGAAAGGCAGCACCAGCCUUCCAAGGGAAUCCAAGAUCCCAGUAAGUAGCAGACAAACCCCACCUCCCCACUCUGUAAGCCAGUCAGCCCUCUCGUCUGUUCUAGAGGCUGAAUCCCCUCCACCAAAGACCCAGGCUCAGCCUCCCCCGGCUCGCACCAGAAUCCCUGUAUCCAAGGUGCCCGUCCGUCGUUCUGGAAACAAGCCUGGCAGCACAACCAGAGGAACUGCCCACAAGAAAUAGCUCCUGUCAAACGGGUGAUUCCCGCCUACUAACUUACGGACUUGAGUGUGCAUCACUUUAGUGCUGUUUAUGCAGAGCCAAAAGUUUUCCCAGACCAAGAAAAAUGUUGAGCUGUAGAGUUAACAGCCUAUAAAUUCCUCCCCGAAUCUUAAAAGCUCUCAUUCCUUAAGUGUUUUUGGCUUACGACCGGCUAGAAUAGAAUAAGUGGUUUUGUUCACUUGGGAAAGUCACGAGGAGACUCCAAAAAGCUGGGUUAACACUUCACAGCGCUCACUGGAACUUUGGAGGUUCACUCUUGACAAUCCAUGGACACGCAAUAGACACAUUUGCCUUGUAACUUCCUGGAAAAGCUCCUGACCUGCUGAAAGUUCAACAGCUCAUGACUGCACACUGCAAAAACAGAAAAAAAGCAGAGCACCUUUUAUCUUUUACAUUUUUCUUAUGGAACUCCACAUGGCAUAACGUAAUUUGCUCCCACGGACCUAAUCUAAUCAAAGUUUGUCAUCUUGUCUAAUCUGUAACAAAUUACCUCCUAAUCCUUUAAUGUUAGAGCCAAAGUUUAAAAAAAAAAAAAAAAAGCAACAACCGAAUCUUCAUUUCACAGUCUCUGAUGAACAGACUCAACAACAUCCACAGCCUGGAAUAACCCACCUUUUUUGUUUGUUGUAUGUAUUUUUUGCUUUUUGAAAAUGGUCUUCUUCUGACCGCACACUGAUUAUUAAACUAUGUGCAAAAAUAUGACUGAACA
Perca flavescens (yellow perch) is the source of this 2960-nucleotide messenger RNA. It is a transcript of the gene amer2, whose product is annotated as APC membrane recruitment protein 2. The record is from RefSeq and is a predicted model, not a curated record. Gene Ontology annotation, biological process: regulation of canonical Wnt signaling pathway. The coding region runs from base 128 to 2212 and encodes 694 amino acids. Gene Ontology annotation, cellular component: plasma membrane. The transcript has a single exon. Lineage: Eukaryota; Metazoa; Chordata; Actinopteri; Perciformes; Percidae. Gene Ontology annotation, molecular function: phosphatidylinositol-4,5-bisphosphate binding; beta-catenin binding.